This is a messenger RNA of Brassica rapa (field mustard), 2806 nucleotides long. Its product is annotated as UDP-glycosyltransferase 76B1. The record is from RefSeq and is a predicted model, not a curated record. Gene Ontology annotation, molecular function: quercetin 3-O-glucosyltransferase activity; quercetin 7-O-glucosyltransferase activity. Lineage: Eukaryota; Viridiplantae; Streptophyta; Magnoliopsida; Brassicales; Brassicaceae.
CAUGUUUGUCCGUUUUAAUUAGUUAAAGUAUUUUGUUUAAGAUAAAAAAACACCAGAUAUAAAUAUAAAUAAAUGUUUAAGAGAGUGUUAUUUAUCUAAUUUUACACUUAACUUUUGCAUAUAAAUUUGAUACAUCAUGUAAACUGAGAAACAAAAAAAAAUUAAAACAUCAACUAAAAUGAAACAUAGAGAAUAUUAUAUAAUUAUGUAAUUUUGUUUGUCCGUUUUAAUUAGUUCAAGUAGUUUGUUUAAGAUAAAAAAAAUAUCAGAUAUAAAUAUAAAUACAUGUUUAAGAAAGUGUCAUUUAUCUAUUUUAUCUUCUAUUUUUCGACUUUGACUCACGAGGUAUUCACAACAAAUAUUAAUUAUGCUUAAAUCACGUAUUCUUUAAAUUUUUCAUAUAAUAUUUUUCAGUUGAGCUAACAAUAAUUACUGUUAAAGAAAUCAUUUAUCUAAAACGCAUCUAAAGAGAAAACUAUUGGAGAUGAUAUCGACCAUUUGCCAACCUUGAAAGCUCAUGUUGGUCUCUCUCGGCUAAAAACCCAUUUAACCAUUUUGGACUCAUAUAACCACCAGUUCAGUACAUAUUAAUAUUUAUUUGGUUUGAAUAGUUUAGUUAGAGAAUCUGAGUCGAGUAUAGAUUUUAUAAAAGCAAGUCGUGCUCAAAAACUAUAAUAAGCCAAAGCCAAAGUCAACCAGUUUUGGAGUUUUGUUGCAAGAACAGUCAUUGCUUUGUCAUCUCAUGUUCUAAAACAUUGGUUUCUUUUCUUUGAUCAACAAAACCCAUUUUGGAUUGUUUUUGUUUGAUUCAUUGAUAGAGCUCACACUGCAAAUAACAGAGUAAGUAGCAAAUUCAUCUUGAGAUACCAAUUUGAAUUUGAGUUUUGCUGGCCAUCCUCAUUAACAUACAAAUUGUGAAUAAAAGAAAAAAAAAGAUUCAAUGCAUCAAAAUAAUCAAAUAGGAAAAAAAAAAAAACUUAAUUUAUUUCUUGAAAAGUGUCUAAAUUUAAGAUAUAGGGUUUUUUUCCUAGUAUGGGUAAAAGCUGGCUACAGCUCAAUUUGUAUAUUAUUUAUUUUAUAAAUUUAGAAAGAAAGUACCACCAAAUUAAACACAUUCACAUGUUAUGAAAGAUUGGUAACCAUGAACAUGUUAAGGUAAUAAAUACGAAGAAGAAAAAAAACGAAGAAGUAUUAUCCCACAUGCGUUUAGUCAUUCUUUAACAACAAAUAGACAUAAAUAUAUUUAGACUGAAUCAGCAUGAUUACGUAUUUCAGUGACGCAAUAGAUGUCGUCGUCUUAGUCGCCAGUGCUACUGCACUUCUCUAUAAUAGUCAAACCCGUAUGAAGCAGAACAACACAUAGAGAAACACAACAACAAAAAAUGGUGAUUAGAGAAACAAAACCAGUGAUCUUUCUCUUUACUUUCCCUUUACAAGGUCACUUAAACCCAAACUUCCAGCUUGCCAACAUCCUCUGUAAAAGAGGCUUCUCCAUCACAGUGAUUCACACUGAGUUCAACGCUCCAAACGCUUCCAACUUCCCUCACUUCACUUUCGUGUCCAUUCCCGACGGUUUGUCUGAAUCUGAAGCCUCGAAUCCUGACGUCAUCGAGCUUCUCCAUGACCUCAAUUCCAAAUGUGUUGCUCCUUUUGGUGAUUGCUUGAAGAAGCUUUUGUCUCAAGAACCAACUGCUGCUUGUGUGAUUGUAGAUGCUCUUUGGUACUUCACUGAUGGUUUAACAGAGAAGUUUGGUAUCCCAAGGAUGGUUCUUCGGACGGUUAACCUCUCAGCUUUCGUUGCUUUCUCAAAGUUUCAUGUCUUACGAGAGAAAGGGUAUCUUUCUCUUCAAGAGUCUCAAGCCGACUUCCCAGUUCCAGAGCUUCCACAUCUUAGAAUGAAAGAUCUUCCCUGGUUCCAGACAGAUGAUCCAAGAUCAGGUGAUAAGUUAAAGAAAGGUGUGCUGAAGUCACUAAAGUCAUCAUCAGGAAUCAUAUUCAACGCCAUUGAAGAUCUUGAAGCAGAACAGCUAAAACAAUCCCUCAAAGAGUUCCCGGUUCCACACUUCUGUAUUGGACCCUUUCACAAGCACGUUUCACUUUCAUCAAGCAGCUUACUUACACAAGACAUGACCUGUCUCGCCUGGCUAGACAAGCAAGAACCUAACUCUGUGAUCUACGUAAGUCUCGGAAGCAUUGCUUCAAUAGAUGAAUCUGAGUUCUUGGAGAUUGCUUGGGGUCUAAGAAACAGCAACCAGCCUUUUCUAUGGGUGGUUAGACCCGGUUUGAUCCGCGGCACUGAAUGGAUUGAGAAUCUCCCUAAAGGGUUCAUCGAAAGCCUUGAAGGUAAGGGUAAGAUCGUCAAAUGGGCACCUCAGAUAGAGGUUUUAGCUCACCGUUCAACGGGUGGAUUCUUGACGCAUUGUGGAUGGAACUCGACGAUAGAGAGCAUAUGUGAAGGCGUACCAUUGAUAUGCAAGCCUUCUUUUGGGGACCAGAGGGUGAAUGCAAGGUACAUUAGUGAUGUUUGGAGGAUCGGUUUGCAUUUGGAGAACAAGAUAGAGAGAGUGGAGAUCGAGAGAGCGGUUAGAACACUGAUGAAGAGCUCAGAAAGAGAAGAGAUCCGUAAGAGGAUCAUGCCCAUGAAGGAAACUGCUGAGAAAUGCCUUGAGCCUGGAGGUUCAUCGUUUAGGAAUCUCAAAAAGUUGAUUGCUCAUAUAUUGUCCUUUUAAUGUCCACAUUCUGUUUGCUUUGUUUAAAUUUGUUCUAAACUCCAAAAAUAAAGGCACAUCUGAUUUGUUACAUAUCA